CUGUCGGGUCGACGGUCCGGUAUUGGUCCAGCACUUUGCGGGCAGGUCCCGGCUCGGCCCCUCCCUCCCGUGCGCUGCUGCCGGAUGCGGGUCGUCGCUGCAGUCCGCAGUGCUUCCAGCGGCGCAGCGGAUCACACGCCUCCCUGCGCUUCCUCGGCAGGUGCAAAGGACGAGACGCACACGGGCCCGGGACAAUGGUUUUGGUCUCAACCUUUACAGUUUUGGCCCUCGUGGUUUCCUCUGAAGCGAGUGUUGGACUCAGUACCAACACCAGCUUCUGCACAGAGUCAAAGGAGUGUGUUGAGUAUGAGUUAGUCUGCAAAACAGACGAGUACGAGGUGCGACACUACAGCCCCACCCGCUGGGUGUCAACGGAUGCAGAGGCCUACUUCAUGGGAGUGGGUGCAGCCCUGGCCUUCAGGAGACUUUUCCAGUACAUCAGCGGAGCCAAUGAAGGAGGCGUGCAGAUGGAGAUGACGGCCCCUGUGCUGGUCAAGAUCCCAGAGGAGACCACCAUGUGGGAGCCGGCCAUCUACACGCUCAGCUUCCCGCUGCCGGCGGCGCAUCAGGACCGGCCCCCUGCUCCCACCACUGACAAGCUGUAUUUCACUGAGAUGCCAGCGGUUGACAUGUACGUGAGGAGCUACGGAGGCUGGAUGCUGUCGGUCACCUCCCGGCUUCACGCCCACCUGCUGACCAAAGAGCUGGACCGGGUCCGCGCCUCCUACAACCACAGCUACCACUACGCCGUGGGCUACGACAGCCCCUUAAAGCUCUUGAACAGGCACAAUGAGGUGUGGUACGUGGCCGAGGGGGAGCCAGUGUGCACCGACCCCCAGGAGCCGACCCCCCCACGCAACCCCGGGCACCUGCCGACCAACUCCCCGUCCGAGCCGCCUCCACACGCGCCCUCCCACUCGCCCCCGCUCACCCCCGGCAACCUGUCCUCCCCCACGGGCGACUCCUCCUCCCAUGCGCCCUCCGACGCCCCCGCCCUCCCCACGUCUAACGCCGCGCCGGCCACUUCACCCCAGGCGCCCGCCUCCGCCGCGUUCGGCCCGCCCACCGCCUCCGCGGUCCCGCUGGACCCGGCCCCCAACUCGUCCCGGCCCGGCGCGAGUGCGUCCCCCGGGCCCCGGUCCGAUGCCGCCCCCUGGAACAGCACAGCCCACAGCGACAGUGACCCCGCGGUGGAGCCGGGCCACGCUCGCUAGCAGCCUUCAUGUCGCUUUAAGCAGCAGCUCCAGGUAUAACAUGGAAGCAGUUACGGUUGAAUGGAUGUUCUCCUCCUCCCCUCAUUAUUCCUGCCUUUACACCAACUCCUCCUUAUAACACUCAGUAUUUAACUAUGUUCUAUCACAGCUUUGCAUCUACUGCUUCAUGUGCACUUUGUGGUCCAAGGUUCUCACGCAGCUGCAUUAGUUAAAUUCAGUGUUGUUAUGUUUUCCAGCUACAGCUAAAUAGUCACAUUGUUACCAAACACCACCUACAGCAGCAUAGCAACCUGUAGCACUUGGUAAAUGAAUGGAAGUCUGGAGGAAUGUUAGUGAAUCACUAUACUGUAACGUCACUGUGCAUAUUCUUGGGGCUCUUUGACGCUGCCUCACAAUCUGAUCGAUAUUAAAAUCUCCUGAAUGUGUUUCUUUUACCAACUUAGCAACAAAAAAACAAUAAAUGACCAAAAAUUAAAAUCACUAGACAUUACGCUACUUAAAAUCUAAACAAGUCCUGAUGAAAAGCAUCGAUCUAACUUGUGACCAGCCCAAAGCUCCCAAAGAAGCACAGCUGAUCAAACGGAUGCAAUAAAAGGUAAUGUGUUCUAAAGGUACGCGUCUCCAAGCCACAUCCUGUAUGUUUAGAGAAAUGUGCAAUAAAAACCCACAACGAA
Molecule: messenger RNA, 1888 nt
Organism: Betta splendens (Siamese fighting fish)
Lineage: Eukaryota; Metazoa; Chordata; Actinopteri; Anabantiformes; Osphronemidae
Gene: soul5l
Product: heme-binding protein soul5, like
Exons: 7
Coding region: 195-1214 (339 amino acids)
Cellular component (GO): cytoplasm
Source: RefSeq, a predicted model, not a curated record